Oreochromis aureus is the source of this 4943-nucleotide messenger RNA. Its product is annotated as up-regulator of cell proliferation-like. Gene Ontology annotation, molecular function: GTP binding. The record is from RefSeq and is a predicted model, not a curated record. NCBI's taxonomy places the organism in Eukaryota, Metazoa, Chordata, Actinopteri, Cichliformes, Cichlidae.
CUACUGUACUACACUGCCGCAAAUACUUAAAGGAGGGGAUUUGUGUACAAAAAUAGGACAGUAAUUUUACUGCCUGUACUCUGGAGAAAGAAAAAUAUUGGAUUACAGCAUUAGACUGACAUCUCUCUAAAGAGAGAAACAUACUGAACAACCUGGAGCAAGUAUUAGAGUCUGUGCCAACAAUGGAGUCUAGUCAAGCUCCUGAAGACAUGAAGAACAAAAGCAAAAAUCAGUCUGCUGUUACCCCUACAAUGAAACAACUGGAGUGCUUAUUGGAAGAACUGGGCUUAAAACAGUACUACAGAGAAAAGCUAUCACUCAGGAGAGUACUUGAGAUCAAUAAGAAGUCCAUCACUGAUGAACCUGCCAAGUUUAACUCAGACCUUCCAUGGUAUUUUCUGAAAAAACUAAUGAUGUUUAAUGUCACUUCUAUAAAUGUGAAAUGUACACCAGAGUGCGAGUCAAACAGUGAUGAUGAAUCAGGGAGUACAGAUGCAGAUUUUGAUGAUAUGAUUGACACAGAUGACACUGUGAAUCCCCUCGACAUAAUCACUACUGUCUUUCUGUGUUCUGAUGGUUUUCUACAGCAGGAAUUGGCACUAAAAAUGUCCAUGUGUCAGUUCUCAGUCCCUCUGCUGCUUCCCAAUUGUGAUACAAAACAGUGCACACUCAUGCUGUGGGCCAUGAGAGACAUUGUUAAAAAGUACAGACCUCAGUCUCUUUCACAGUCAAGGGGCUUCAUUGAAGAAAGAAUCGUUCUCUCUGAACUUCCAAUGGUCUCUUUUGUCAGACUGGGUGAGUGCUCCUUGUCCAAGUCAGAGAUUCUCAAUAAGCUUCUGAGCAAUGCUCAGCAGUACCACGACACUUUUGUUCACCACAACAUGGAGUGUGGUGACAGUCCAAGAAGAAUUUCCAAUGGACUGACUGAAAUUACUUGGUAUCUUCCUGGUGGAAACACAAACAUCGAUAUUUUCAGUCAGCCAGUGGCUGUAGCUAACCUUCGUGGAGACAUUGCUUCAUUUGAAACACAAUACUCCUUUUUGUGUCAGACAUCUGCAGCAGUUUUUGUCUUCUUUGACCAUUUGGAUUCUGAGUCUGAGUCUGUGAUCAACCUGCUUAAAAGUCAAAACCACAAAGCACAGAUCUUCUUGGUGGGAAACUGUGAGAGCAAGCGCUUCAAUUUAGAGUCUUUGAAAAAAGUAGCAUCUGAGUUGGAUUUCACUAAAAACAACAUUAUUAAGACAAAUAAGAAAAAUGAUGCAAACUUUGUAAAAGAUUUGAGGAAAAAAGUCAGAAAUGUGGUUGAGAAAUCAGAGCUGAAGAUGAAAAUAGAGAAGAUGGUCAAAGUUGCUCAUGAACUGGGAAUCCUAGUUGAUGAAGACGCUCCCGAGUGCCAGACUGCAAAGAAAAAUGCAAAAACCAUCACUGCAGGGAUUCAAGACAUCCAUAAAUACAAAGAAGAUCAGCUUCCCCGACAAGGCCAAAUAUGGAAAACAUUGACGUGCUUAGAGAAGGAAGAGUUUCGACUUCGACAUGUUGAGUCUAAAAAUAUAGAAGAUUACAAAAGUGAUCUUCAGAAACAGAAAGAAGAACUGCGGAAAAAGCAGAACUCUUAUGAGAUGUCAGCGGCUAUGACAAACUUCAUCACUGGGAUAUCAAGCCCAGGAACAGAGAGGUUUUAUUUCCUGAAAUGGAUGCGAAUGAACCUCGAUAAUGUGUCUCGUGUAAGACUGUCUGAACUCAGGGAGAAAUAUAAAGAAAAAUGCAAGAACUCUGAGAACAAAGAGGAGAUCAAAGAAAUUGACAGACAAAUUUCUAACAGCUCACUGGGGAUUGAACACUUCUUCCGUGAAAUGGGUCAGAUCUAUGAAGCUUCACUGUCUCUUCCAGAAACACACAGAUCACGUCAGCAAUUUCAGCAUCUGCCCAAACUGUGUGCAGAGUUGUUGCUUGAUGGAUUUCCUCUUGAGCUUGUAGAUGGAGAUGCAUCCAACAUCCCUCUCAGAUGGGUGAGUGAUGUUCUCUCUCAGCUCAGUGACCUGGUGUCUCCAAACAGAAAGAUACUGGUAGUCACAGUUCUUGGAGUUCAGAGCACAGGAAAGUCCAUUCUCCUUAACACCAUGUUUGGAGUGCAGUUUGCAGUCAGCAGUGGUCGAUGUACUCGAGGUGCCUUUAUGUUGCUCAUCAAAAUCAAUGAAGACAUGAGAAAAGUCCUAAACUGUGACUUCAUGGUGAUCAUUGACACUGAGGGCUUAAAGUCACCAGAACUUGCACAACUGGACAACAGCUAUGAGCACGACAAUGAGCUUGCAACACUUGUUGUGGGGCUGAGUGAUGUCACCAUAGUCAACAUUGCAAUGGAGAAUUUAACAGAAAUGAAAGACAUCCUACAAAUAGUUGUGCAUGCUUUUCUCAGGAUGAAGGAGGUGGGCAAAAAGCCUAAAUGUCAGUUUGUUCACCAGAAUGUGUCGGAUGUUUCAGCCCAUGAGAAGAACUUACGAGACAGGAAAUUGCUUCUAAAACAAUUAAAUGAGAUGACUCGGGCAGCAGCCAAAAUGGAAAAGAAAGAGGAGAAUAAGAACUUCACUGAUGUGAUGGAGUACAGUCCAGACACCGGGAACUGGUACAUUCCUGGACUCUGGAAUGGAAACCCACCAAUGGCACCAGUUAAUGCAGGAUACAGUGAGGCUGUAUAUGAGCUCAAGAAAAACAUCAUCCAACUACUGAGAAACUGUGAGUCAUCUGCUAAUAAUAUCAUAGAGUUUAAAGAGUGGGUGAAAAGUCUGUGGAAUGCAGUAAAGCAUGAAAACUUCAUCUUCAGCUUCAGAAACAGCCUCGUAGCUGAUGCAUACAUGAAGCUCUGCACAGAGUUCAAUAAAUGGGAGUGGGAAUUUAGAAAAGAAAUGUACACCUGGGUAAGAAAUGCAGAAACAAAAAUUUCCAAUUUUGGUACUAUUGCCGCAAAAUCUGAAACAUCUGACAUGAGAGAAUUUCUCAGAUCUUUGAAAAGUGACGCCACCACAGUGCUGUCUACAUGGGAGACAAAGAUUCUGAACAAUCUGACACAAUAUUUUGAGCAAACAGAGGGUCAUGUGUCUCUGGUUGAAGGAUACAAAGAGGAAUUCUCAAACAGUGUAAAGGUCCUUCGUCGUGAUAUAGAAAAUGGUGUAAUGCAUCAGCUUGAAGCAGCAGCAGGAAUCAGACAGGGAAUGACAGAAAUUGAUAAAAUCAAAGACAAUCAUACAAAAGAGAUUGAAAAAAAAAGCGUGCGUGCAUUAAUUGAUAAAUGUCGAAAGAAAGAAGUCCAAAUGACAGGCGCAGAGUUGGACAAAGAGUUUGAGAAGAUGUGGAGUGAAACUUUAGAAAAACUGUCUUUCUCUGAACAAAAAACAAAAAAUGUCACAGACAAUGUGUCCCACUGUCUGAGAGAAAAUCUGAAACACAGAGGGGGUGCAAAUGAGUUAUUAAGUGAAAUGAGUCUACAAGAUUGUGGAAAAGAGUCUUUCAAAUGUACACCUGAAGGAUGGUUCAACAGAUUUAAACACACAGCAAACAAGGUCUUUACUGGUCAGGAUCACAUAAUGGCUGCACAACAUCUGGCUGACAGGAUGAUAAAUAUUUGCACAGACUUUGUGAAUGAACGAGUGAAAAGAAGAAACAAUUACCAUGAAACUUACAUCCAGGAGAUCCUUCACAAGACUGAUGAGACUCUCCAAAAUAAUGAAAAUGUUAAGAUGAAUAUUGAGUUUGAAGUUUCUCUAAAACAGCACAUCUGUGGAUUUGCAGCCAGAGAGUUUCAGAAAAUGCACGAAGAUUUCAUAGAAGAAAAUGAUCCAUACAGGUGUCUGACUAAAAACAAGGAAAAGUUUCAUGAAGAUUUCAAAGAUGUGUUUCAUGAACGAAACCAGUGUCAGAAGAAAGCAGAAGAAUUCACAAAUCGAUGUUUGAAACCUGCCGUUGAAGACUUUGUUAAUCGCUCCCUGGGUCCUGAUAUUAUUGAUGAAAUGAGGAAACUCAGAGAGUUCAGCACAAGAAUGUCCUUCCAGUAUUCAAUUUUACUGGAUUUGCUUCACAAGGAGCAUUUUCGAAACUAUGUGACCUAUAUUUGCUCAUAUGAGAAGUAUGCAAAGUCAUGGAUACUUCAGCAAAUAAAGAAGCGCUUCUCAAAUGAGUCAUCAGUGUUUGCGUUUGAGGACCGACAUCUGCGGUCAUGUAUUGACAGCAUAAAUUCUGCCAUCAACAAGGCCAAAACUAGAGAGAGUGAUGAUUUGAAGGCAUUUGUUGAAGGUAUUUGCAAAGAACUCGGUGAUAAACUGGUCAUUACCCAGAAUGCUCUUGGUGCUUUCAUGAUACUGAACAAUGCUGACAAGGAACAGUUUGCUGACUGUCUCACAACAUCUGUGAAUGACAUGACAGAAACUCUUAGAAAUGAGUUUAAAGAAUCUACCUUUGAAAUUAAACUACAAAAUCUCCAUGUGCAGCCACAGAAUGAGCUUUUCAACAAAUUGAUUGGUUGUGGUAAACAGUGUCCAUUCUGCAAAGCUCCCUGUGAUGCAGGAGGAAUAGCCCAUACUGAGCACUUUGCUUCACUGCACAGGCCAGAGGGUCUGGGUAGAUACAGAUGGGUCGACACAAAAACACUUGUCACUGAAAUAUGCUCGUCUCUGGUUGUUAGUGACAAAAAAUUUCGUAGCAGUGAUACAAACAAUAAAUUUCACUCCUAUAAGAACUACAAGAAAAUCUAUAAAGACUGGAAUAUUCAAACAGAUGUGAGCCUUGAAGCAUCAGACUACUGGAAAUAUUUAAUGAGAAAAUACAACAAUGACUUUGCCAAAGAAUAUGAAGCAGCACCUGCUGACAUCCCAAAAUCCUGGCAUAAAAUCAAAAAGAUCAGGCCGAAAAAAGUCUCAAAGAAUCAUUUAACAUCAAGUAACUACUUUUAA